AAGAUCCUGGACUGGAUUUGCCCUUCCGACUUUAACACCGUCCAAGAGGAUACCCUAGAAAAGCGAUGGCCCGGGACUGGCACCUGGCUCUUAGAGAGCGAGGAUUUCCAAGCUUGGUUUUCGAGCCAAAGCACAAGCUUGCUGUGGUGCAACGGUCCACCGGGCGCGGGGAAGUCAGUUCUCAGCAGCAUCGUCGUGGACAAGGUCAGAAAACGCAGAACAGAGAGCAGCACUGACACGGCUAGUGUUGGUCUCGCAUUUGCUUACUUCCGAUACGACAAAGUUGACAGCCAACGACCAGAGAACGUCAUUGCUGCUCUCACCAGGAAGCUGGCGAGCCAGCUCGAAAAGCUGCCGGAAGACGUCGUCGGUCUCUACGAAACUUGUUAUCAAAACGCUCAGAUUCCCAGUCUGGAACAAUAUUCCGAAUCGUUUUUCUCCAUUGCCGGACAGUUCUUAGAGACGUUUGUCGUUAUUGAUGCCCUGGAUGAAUGCAACGAUAAGUCGCGGUAUUUUAUUUUCGCGUUCAUGGAAGAGGUUACCCAAAGGCUGCCUACCGCAAAGAUCUUCCUUACCAGUCGUCCUGAGGAUUCCAUACGCGAGACUUUGAAUACCUUUCAAGUACCGACAACAGCCAUCAAAGCGGCCGGUUCCAAGACGGACAUCGCCACGUACGCGCGUGAAAAGCUAGACCUUCUAACACGGGCACCGCAGUACGGAGAGGGCGCCAGAACGCAACGACUGGAGAUUCAAGGCGCAGCAACCAAAGACAAAAUCCUGGACGCACUCUUGAAGCGCAACGACGGGACGUUCCUCUGGGUCGAGCUACAACUGGAAAGCCUCUGUCGGCAAAAAAGCGACAAAGAGAUUCUCAAAGCGUUGAAAACCCUGCCAAUCGGCCUGAACGAAACAUACGCCCGGCUUCUGCAGCAAGUAGCUGCGCAGCCAACGCCGUUGCGUGAUCUUGCGUGGAGGUGCCUGGUAUGGGUGCUCUAUGCGCGCAAGCAGCUGCGCCUCGACGAAUUCAGAGAUGCUGUUCUGACGCAAGACGGCUGCGUCAGCAGGGAGCAGUUCCAGAACACCAAGGAAAAAUACCCUUUGUCGGCACUAGUGGAUAUUUGUGGAGGCCUGCUCGUA
Aplosporella prunicola CBS 121167 is the source of this 1137-nucleotide messenger RNA. RefSeq lists its product as uncharacterized. Lineage: Eukaryota; Fungi; Ascomycota; Dothideomycetes; Botryosphaeriales; Aplosporellaceae. The record is from RefSeq and is a predicted model, not a curated record. The transcript has a single exon. The annotation marks the transcript as partial.